Messenger RNA from Mycena citricolor, 1638 nucleotides. Lineage: Eukaryota; Fungi; Basidiomycota; Agaricomycetes; Agaricales; Mycenaceae. The record is from the annotation of a GenBank genome assembly.
AUGAUGCCCCAGAAUCACGACACCCUCGCAACCUCUAACGACGCUCGAAACGGCCCAAUGGGCGUCUCUGACUCUCCUGUACACAACGCUCUGCCACUGACCGACGAGAUAUCUGGCACAGGCGAGCAAUCCGUUCCAUACAGCAUAUAUACGGCUAGAGAGAAGUGGAUUAUCGUGUUUUUGAUUGCAUUUGGUGGAUUAUUCAGUCCACUGUCCGCGAAUAUCUACUUCCCUGUCAUCCCGACCAUUGCCCUAGCAUUUCGCAAAACGACGGAGCUGAUCAAUCUCACGGUGACGACGUACAUCAUCUUUCAAGGAUUGGCUCCUAUGUUUUGGGGCACGCUUGCAGACUCAUUUGGCCGAAGACCGAUGUUCAUCGCAUGUCUCAUCCUUCUCGCGGUAUCAUGUGUUGGCCUUGCGCUCGUUCCAACCAACGCGUAUUGGCUGCUGAUGGUCUUGCGUUGCGUUCAAGCUGCCGGAUCUGCAAGCACUAUUGCACUGGGCGCGGGCGUCAUUGGGGAUAUCUCCGAACCGGCAGAACGUGGGGGUUUCUUCGGCUUGUACAAUAUCGGACCCAUGGCUGGGCCAUCGUUGGGUCCGGUUAUUGGCGGGCUGCUAGCGGGGAGCUUGGGCUGGAGGUCCAUAUUCUGGUUUCUCGUGAUAACUUCCUCUGGAUGUGCUUUGGUUCUUCUCCUCCUACUCCCUGAAACCCUGCGUUCCAUAGUCGGAAACGGCAGUAUCCCCCCGUCGAAUCCCCUUUUCUCGCGCCCAGUCCUACCGCUGCUUGGUAGCUCAAAAUCUCGUCUAGACUCAGCCGGAAAGGCUUUAUCCCGGAAGCCAUUCGAAAACCCGCUGAGGAUUCUUUCUAAUCUUGACAUCCUGUUUCUGCUCCUGUUCACCGGUAUCAUCUGCGCUGUGUUCUACGGGGUGACUGCAUCGAUAUCGACCAUAUUCAAGGAGACCUAUACGGAUUUGACCGAGACUCAGCUGGGGCUAUGCUAUCUCUCGAUCGGUGGAGGGAUGCUCAUCGGAUCAGUUACCGCCGGGAGGCUACUGGACUGGGACUAUCGGCGAGUCCAGAACGCAGAACUCGGUGACGUAGAAAAGCUAUCGAGGGAUAUGGACUCUUUCCCGGUUGAAAAGGCACGAAUGCGACUCAUGCCUGCGCUGUUGUGCGACAGCGACGUUUCGGGCUUGCCGAAGUGGCUUGGGCCCGCGCCAAGUGGCUUUUUUUGGCUUGUGAUGGGAUUUGGCCUGUGAGUGAUGCCAUCAGGCUUGCAAGCCAAAAUGCCGGCUUGCCAAGCCAACAUUUUGGCUUGUGUCCGGCGAAAUAAAAUAUGAUUAUUUCUAUAUCCUAGUACUUUCGCGGCUCCACAAGUGCUUUCGGGUGUUCGUUAGAGAUACCUAAGGUCUAUGGUCACAUGAACGAGCUACGGUUUGCCGCAAAAUCUCAACUUGGGUCGCCACGGCGCUGUAGAAGUUCAAACUUCAACUACAAGCCGGUGGGCUUUUUUGCUGAAUCAAGUCAGAGACUAUCUCUACCGUCGAAUUAUUCACAGUAGCGGUGAGCAAUACUGUGUAAAUUCUGAGUCGCGACUAAUUUGUCUCCGAGCCCUGCACCACGGCCGAGCAGCUGCC